Messenger RNA from Geodia barretti, 684 nucleotides. The record is from the annotation of a GenBank genome assembly. NCBI's taxonomy places the organism in Eukaryota, Metazoa, Porifera, Demospongiae, Tetractinellida, Geodiidae.
AUGAGUAGCGCGCCUACUCUCGAGCUCCGCCAGGUGGUGCAGACCUUCUAUCAGGCAGGCAACGCUAUCGAGGUGCUGAAGGGUGCCUCACUCUCAGUCCUGCCUGGGGAGAUGGUCGCCCUGGUCGGGCCAUCGGGGGCGGGCAAGUCGACCCUGCUCCAGAUCGCCGGGCUGCUGGAGCGCCCGCGCGCCGGCGAGGUUGCCAUCGCGGGCGAGCGCUGCGAGCGAUUGCCGGACCGGCGCAGGACCAGGCUACGCCGCGAGCGGCUCGGCUUCAUCUAUCAGUUCCAUCACCUGCUGGCCGAGUUCUCGGCGCUGGAGAACGUGGUCCUGCCGCAGAUGAUCGCGGGCCGCUCCAGGCGUGCGGCGCGGGAGCGGGCGCGUGAGCUGCUGGCCCGUCUCGGGCUCGAUGCUCGCGAGAGCCACCGGCCUUCACGCCUCUCAGGCGGCGAGCAACAGCGCGUCGCCAUCGCGCGCGCCAUUGCCAACGCGCCGACCGUGCUGCUCGCGGACGAGCCCACCGGCAACCUCGACUACGAAACCGCAGACUCGGUGUUUACAUCGCUGCUCGAUAUCGUCCGCACGACCGGGCUCGCCGCGCUCGUCGCCACACACAACGUGCCGCUUGCAGAGCGCAUGGACAGGCGGCUUGCGCUUGAGAACGGCGUUCUCGUCUCGCUUUGA